UCUUAUAUUCAGGAACGGAGGGAGUAGCUUUCAUGACACUACAAAAGAAAUAUACUUUUAUGUUCAUGCAAAAUUAUUCAGUUCUUAAGAUGCAUCAACAAAACUUGUUGUUUGAGUAAAAUGAGUAGGAUAAGUACAUGGAGCACUCAUAUGCUUGACUCCCCACUCGAACAAUUUUCUGAGUCCAAGGAUUAUGAUGUGUUCCUAUCCUACUGGUGUCCUAAGCUGCCGACUUAUCGCUGUCACCAGGCUAUGUAUCAAACAUAGCUGUAAUGACUAAUGAAUGUACAUUGGAGAUAGUUCCAUCCCACUGCAUGGAAAGUGAAAUCAGACAAGUCUCCUAGAGGUCCAAACUUUAAGCCUAUUGUAGAGCAUUUCAUAAAUGCAAGCAAUACUACCAGGUGUUAACACCUGUCAAGAAUAAUUUGAAUUAGCCAGAACUCCAUGCCAGUGCACGGAAAGUGGAAUCAGACAAGAUUCAUAGAAGUCUGAGUUUUUACCCCUAGCCUCGUCGUUUGUGUAGAGCAUUUCCUAAUUGCCGAAUUACCAGAGUGUAACACCUGUUGGUGGUAAGCUUAAUCAGUUCUACUCUAUGCAUCAAGGUGACCUUCCUGGAAGUUUCCCUCUAAGCAUUGCUACGAUAUCUUUUGUAGUCCCUUUCUUGGAGUCACUAAACAACCUUUGAUCUGCCUUUGUUGCAUGGAUGGAUGGAUGACCACUUGAUCUUGUCUGGUUUUACCACUGUAAUUCUCUGGGGUGGUCAUGGCCAUUGCAUACUAUAAGUCUUUUGCUAGCUCCUAAGCUCCAAGCAAGUAGAAUAAUGAGUAGGAUAAGUUUAGGGUCAGAAGUGUGCCUCCUAGUGCGUAAACAAACUGCCUGCAUGUGGGGGGUAUGAUGUCCUUUUGAUAUGGCAUACCAUCCCCUGUGUGCCUCUAUAUAAAGGCCCCCCACUUAGCAUCCCUCUCAUCUCAUACCACACUAGCCACCAAUCCACAAGCCAUCUGUCUACCUGCACUCCUCUCUUUGCCUUGCACCAAGCUUCUUGAGCAUACCAUGAAGAUUGGAGGCCAAGGGAAGCUCAACAGGGCUUUCAGGGAGAAGAGGGCUAGGUUCUACAUCUUCCGCCGCUGCGUCGUCAUGUUGCUCCGAUGGAGCGACUGAUGGGUCUCCAUGACGGAUCUUGUUUUUUCCUUCCAUCCUAGGUUUUUUUUUUUUUUGGCGGCACUGCCAUUUUUUCAGGGUUAGAGUAGUUUAGGUGUAGUUGCUCUGUAUAGGCUAGACUUCAUCGUUUGAGGUCCUUUUUUCUCUCCACGGUUGCCUGUUGUUACAGGCAAAGGGUGAGAGAUCCAGCUCCGUAGUCUGAGACUGUCAUCUUCUUGUACGGCUGGAGAAAUUAAAGAUUGAUGUGAAGAUCAUUUCUUA
This is a messenger RNA of Hordeum vulgare subsp. vulgare (domesticated barley), 1422 nucleotides long. RefSeq names its product small polypeptide ROTUNDIFOLIA LIKE 2-like. Gene Ontology annotation, biological process: negative regulation of cell population proliferation. The transcript has a single exon. The record is from RefSeq and is a predicted model, not a curated record. Lineage: Eukaryota; Viridiplantae; Streptophyta; Magnoliopsida; Poales; Poaceae. The coding region runs from base 1054 to 1161 and encodes 35 amino acids.